AUGGCGGGGACAGAAAGAAGCAUCAAGCUACUCAACUAUCAACCGAAUCCACGCGCCGGCAAACACCUCACGCAAGAGGAAAACGACUUCAUAAUACAUUUGUGUAUUUCAAACAAGUACCAGGGACCGUUUUCCGAACACAAAAAAGGAUUCUGGAUGCAGAUGUCCGAUCGCUUCGAAGCUUCCUGUGGUCGUCCCUAUUCUUGGCAGUCAUGCCGGCGUCGGCUAUUAGCCUGGGAGAACAAACAAAUAAUGGAAUCACAAGAUGAAGCGACAGGUGGCAUAUUUCGACAAGCCAUUCCCUUGGAGAAUGAAUACGAGGAAGGAAAUGAGAUUUAUUAUGAAGCGGAAGACAACGACGACAGCUUGCUACCGGAACCUAUAACUCCACUCAUUCGCCGUGGACAUGCCAUGUGCGAGAUUGAGCAGGCGGCGCUGCAGAAAAAUGUCGCUGAUAUGGUGUCUAGCACGCUGGAUAGCUUUGAAGAUCAGCUUAAAACUAUCACAAAGGUUCUGAAUGAGACUCGGGAGGGCCAGUCAGCCAUUCACGAUGCAUUUGAUACACUCAAAGCCGAAUUGCAGAUGUCUGUCGAGAGAUUCACAAAUCGAAGUGCAUCGAGAUGA
Penicillium angulare is the source of this 624-nucleotide messenger RNA. RefSeq lists its product as uncharacterized. NCBI's taxonomy places the organism in Eukaryota, Fungi, Ascomycota, Eurotiomycetes, Eurotiales, Aspergillaceae. The coding region runs from base 1 to 624 and encodes 207 amino acids. The record is from RefSeq and is a predicted model, not a curated record. The transcript has a single exon.